AGUGCACUAAGCUGUGUCCUGUAGGGCUUGAGAAGGGACCAGGCUGUCUGGUGGUGGGGGACAGGAAUGACCUUGGGGCUGGUGCCCAGGGAAGGAAGGGGCAGUGGCAGAGGAGGUUCCCCGUAAGUGGGAAUGCAGAGAAUGCAUGGCCUCCACUACUCUUUGCUCCCCGUAGGCUGUCCAGUUAAUGAGUGAGCCCUGAGCAGCAAGGGCCUUGAGCAGUCACUGUUGUGGUCACUGCCCCAUGACAAAACACGGGCAUUCCCUGCCUGUAGUGCCUUGGGAAGCUUCCACCCACAGUGGCAGCUCUUAUCCCUGCCACCCUUGUCCAGGUUUCAGGAUUCAGCACGAAGACUCCUACCAGCAUUGAGGAUGUGGUAGUCCUACAUCAGAGGCCUCUGUGGCAUGGACACACUGCGCACGGAUGGGAAUGUCAGGACUUGGGGGUGCCUGUGCAGGUUUUAAUGGGCUGCCUGGGGCCUGAUGGCAAGGAGGGACUGGACCAGGAGAGCCAGGCUGGAGCUAGAGGAUGCUGUGGAUGGGGAUGCUCCAAGCAUGUGCAGAAAGGUGUCUUCUGAGCUCUGGCACAGUCCCUGCUCUGUGUACUAAAAGAAGCAGGGGUGGAUGCAGGAUCCUGAGUGAGACCCAGGCUAUAGGCAAUUGGUACUGUGGCAGUGUUCAGUUCCUAGCCAUGGGCAGUUGUCACCUGGCCCUUGUGGUGACAUCCCAUAGUGACUCUUGCAUUCCUGGCCGUAAGGGCAGGUUACUCACCAACUCAGGUUAAUGGCUAACCCCAGGGCAGCUCCUGCAGAAGGUGGAAGUUCAGCCCUGUAGGGACUGUGUGGAGUCCUAGGGGUGUGAGACCCUGCCCUGCAAACUGGGUGGCAAUGGAGGGAGGCAGCAGCAUGAAUGGGGGCCGCCAUCCAGUGACUGGUGCUGGGAGCCCUGCGCUCACAUCCUGUUCCUGGCUGAAGAUGUGUUCCUGGAUGCUGUGCUGCUGCUUAGCCCUGCAGCAUCUUGCCGUGCAGGCUUCCCUGCUCUGCAUCUUCCACCUGUUACUGCUACCUGCCCUGUCUGAGGAGCUGCUCCAAACCCCAGCUGCAAGCGUGCUGCUGGCACGCAGCCUCUUUGCCUGUGGCAUCUCCACGGUGUUGCAGACCACCCUGGGGAGUCGGAUGCCACUGGUUCAAAUCCCAUCGUUCGAGUACCUGGUCCCUGCCCUGGUGCUGAGCUCCCACGUGUCCCUCGGUGUCGGUGCAGAUGGGAAUGGUGAGCGCAGCCCUGGAAACCUCUUUCCUGUGGGGUCCUGGGCCAUGCCACUGCAUCUGGGUAGAGGCAUGACUAUGGUCACUGUGUGCCCUGAACCACACUGCACCAUCACAGAGAGCAGAGCAGCCUCGCUGCAAGAGGUCUCUGGGGCUGUGCUGGUCUCUGGGCUGGUCCAGCUGGUGCUGGGAGCAGUGGGUGUGUGCGGCUGGGCAGUGCAGCGUUGUGGGCCCAUGGUCCUGGCCCCCAGCCUCUCUAUCAUCGGACUGUCCACCUACAAGGAGGCUGCUUUCUUCUGCUCUGCCAACUGGGGGGUCGCGCUGCUGCUCAUGCUCCUCACCAUCACCUUCUCCCAGCACCUGGGGUCCUGCCGCCUGCCCUUCUGUGCCUGGCCUUAUGCCCCAAGGGUCUCCAUGGAGCCAUCUGUCCCCACCUUGCGCGCUCUCUCGACCUGGCGACAGCACAGCUUUCCUGGGUCAACAACACCCUUCACGCCCCAUGGCUCCAGAUGCCCUAUGCAGGUGAGGUUGCAGGGCUGGGUGCAGCUGUCAUCCCUUGGCAAUGUCACCUGUCCCCUCUCCUCUUCUGCAGGUGAGUGGCCACUACUCACCCCCCGGGCGCUGGCGGUGGGCAUUGCUAUGGCCUUCGGCUGCAGCAUUAACUCGGUGGGCUGCUACGUGCUCUGUGGGAGGCUGCUGCGAGCCCCCCAGCCACCCCCACACACCUGCAACCGAGGGCUGUGCAUCGAGGGGCUGGGCAGCCUGCUGGCAGGGCUGCUGGGUUCUGCAGGGGGCACAGCUGCCAGCAUCACCAAUGCCUGUGCCGGUGGCCUCACACAGGAUGGCUCUCGCCUCUCAGUGCAACUCAGUGCGUUGGUGUGUGUGAUGCUGGGCAUGUCCCCAAGGCUGGUGGGGCUCCUCGCUCACAUCCCACUGGCAGUACAUGGUGGUGUGCUCUGUGUCACCUAUGCUGUGGCUGUGGGCACGGGGAUCUCCUACUUCCAGUAUGCAGACAUUGACUCUGGGAGGAACAUCUUCAUCGUUGGCUUCACCAUGUUCAUGGCACUGCUGGUGCCACGGUGGCUCAGCGUGGCUCCAGCUCGCCUGGUCACAGGCUGGGUUCCCCUGGACCUCCUCUUCCUCUCCCUGCUCAUGAUGCCUGUCUUUUUAACUGGCUUCUUGUCCUUCUUUCUGGAGAACACAGUCUCAGGCACUCUGGAGGAGAGAGGGCUGCUUGCUGACCAUGUGCAGUGGAAACCUGGCACCAGUGCUGGUCAGCCCCGGAGAGAGAGGGGCAAAGCCAGCCCCGUGUAUGGGCUCCCCACCAGGCUGAGGAGACUGCUGCCCUCUUCCUGCAAAGCCUUCCCCUGCUGCUUCCUCUGCCCGGGGAGCGAGGAUGAAAAGGAGGAGGAAGAAGAGGACAGUGGCCUUGUAGCUGAGGAGGGGAGGGCUGCUGUAGGGGAAGGGACACACCUGCUCCUGAAGCCUGGCACAGGAGAGAUGCAGGCAGACCGGCGGCCAAGCCAAGCAGAGAUGCUCGCGUGGCACACGGGGGCCUGAACAGAUGGAGUGCUCUGAGGAGCUGGAGAGCAGACUCCUGACCCAGCCUUGGGCUUCUGUUUGCUUUGGCGAGUCCACUUUUAUUGCCAAAGCUUGCUUCGGGGAUACAGGCUACGUGCUGCUGAUCUCCGACCUCAGCG
Messenger RNA from Numida meleagris (helmeted guineafowl), 2965 nucleotides. It is a transcript of the gene SLC23A3, whose product is annotated as solute carrier family 23 member 3. Bases 888 to 2825 code for a protein of 645 amino acids. Gene Ontology annotation, biological process: transmembrane transport. The transcript has 12 exons. The record is from RefSeq and is a predicted model, not a curated record. Gene Ontology annotation, molecular function: transmembrane transporter activity. Lineage: Eukaryota; Metazoa; Chordata; Aves; Galliformes; Numididae. Gene Ontology annotation, cellular component: membrane.